AAAGUAAAUAGAGGUACCAAACUAGAUAAUUUUAAAAUUUUAGUGUUUAACGAUAAAGGCAAAAACUUCAUCACAAAUUCUUACAAAUCUAAAACUGGUACUCAACAUGGUUAUUUCGAUGAUGAAUUCAGAAGACUUUUCAUUGGUGAAGCUAUUAAGGGAGGACGAAAACCCCCUAAAACAAUGCCAAUUGUAAACCAAAAGCCUUUUAUGCCCACCGGUGAGACAAAAAUACAUUCCACACCUGGUGAUAACUUUGGAACCUUUACUAAAGAACAACAAGCGUUUAGUGCGUUACUCAAAAAACCGAAGAAAGGAACCGUCAUACCAACAGGAAAAAAUUUUGUCACUAAAAACCCCAAGAAAGGAGGACCUGGUUACAAGGAUAUAUGCAUUGGACCCUACCCUGCCGCGAUGAAACCUCCGAGGGCUAAGAAACCUCAUCCACCUUACGGAAAGGUUCUAGAUGGGCCUUUACACGUAAACAUGUAUCCAGAAGAAUACUUCGACAAAAAUCCAUACCCGCUCCCUCCAAAAAUGAAACCAGGACCGGAAUAUAAAGCAAAAGAGCUAUUUUCAACAUUUGCAGCACCAGCCAAAGAUCCUUAUGUCAGCGAAUAUGACGCUGAUAAAAUUUUAUCGAAGAAAUACAAAUCCAAAAAUCUGUACGGCUUCUGGUGCCCUCAAUCCAUGGCUGAAAAAACUAUGUACACUAUAUCAACCAUACCUGCUAACGCCUUCAGAGUCACAGUUGACAAGUACGCCACUGCAGAACCGCAAUACACUAAAUAUUUGUUGUAG
This is a messenger RNA of Brassicogethes aeneus, 801 nucleotides long. The record is from the annotation of a GenBank genome assembly. NCBI's taxonomy places the organism in Eukaryota, Metazoa, Arthropoda, Insecta, Coleoptera, Nitidulidae.